Molecule: messenger RNA, 629 nt
Organism: Melampsora larici-populina 98AG31
Lineage: Eukaryota; Fungi; Basidiomycota; Pucciniomycetes; Pucciniales; Melampsoraceae
Product: family 8 glycosyltransferase
Exons: 3
Cellular component (GO): cytoplasm
Molecular function (GO): glycosyltransferase activity
Source: RefSeq, a predicted model, not a curated record
AUGGCCCCAUAUGCAUUUGUCACCAUGCUCACCUCUGAUCCAUAUCUGCCUGGCUGCUUGGUCACGGCACAUUCGAUUAAACAAUCGGAGAAAGACAACGCAGCUCAAGACUUUGAUCUUGUCUGCCUGAUCACGUUGGACUCCGUCAGCGUCGAGUCAAUCAAAGCACUCAGAAAAGUCUACAACCUCGUCAUUUCAGUUGAUGCGAUCAGCUCAUCCAACAAAGAUGAGCUCAACUUGCUCGGCAGGCAGGAUUUAUCUGGUACCAUCACCAAGAUACAUAUAUGGAGACUAGUCCAGUAUCAAAAGGUCAUCUAUGUUGAUGCGGAUACCCUGAUCCUCAAAUCAAUAUCUCACCUAUUUCAACUUCCGAAUGAGUUCUCGGCCUCUCCAGAUACUGGCUGGCCCGAUUGUUUCAACUCCGGCCUUAUGGUCAUUCAACCAAACCUAGAUGUAUUCGAUCGACUCUAUGCUUUCUUCUUCGAGCGUGGUAGUUGGGAUGGCGGGGACCAGGGAGUUUUGAAUGAUUUUUUCAGUAGUGAUGAUGAGACAUUCGAAGAUGGAACCCAACGUCCAAGGUGGAAUAGACUCAGCUUCGCGUAUAAUGUCACUCCAUCCGCGUAUUACAG